GGACCCUGCAGAUUGUUAUGGACCAGGCAUCCAUCAACACAAACGUUGGACACAAGCACACCUUUACGGGGUCUCUGCCAGGGACAAGGAUGUAGGCUAAGAAAGAAACCCCAAAGAAAGUUCAACACAAUAACAAAAAGUUUCGGCAUUGAGCCAUGUCAUUGGCUGCCUAACACUAGACAGGAAAAUUCGAUGGUUUCUGAUGUCAAACUAGAGACAGAUUCCUACUAUAUAUAUGACAAGCAGUAGCGACCGCAUAUUUUCUGCCUCAUCUUCUCAGAUUACAACUAGUUUCAACAAAGGCGACGUAAACACUCACCUGGAGGACAAGAUGAGCGCUUCAGUGGCUGUGUACCGAAAUAUUUACACCGAGGACCGGUUCAGACAGUCGUACGGUACCGAGGACAAGCCCCGUGGAGGUGGUCAACGUUUUCGGGAGAAGAUCGCGGAACGGUGCAGGUGUUCCCGUGCAGCAUGCCUUCACCUGUUGAGGGAACGAAUUCCCAUUUUUAACUGGCUGCCGAAGUACAGGCUGAAAAAAUGGAUGUUAGGUGAUACAAUAGCGGGACUAACAGUCGGUAUACUUCACAUUCCACAAGGUAUGGCCUUUGCCUUACUGACGUCAGUGGCGCCCAUCUAUGGCCUCUACACCUCCUUCUUCCCUGUGGUUCUCUACAUGCUGUUUGGCACAGGACGGCAUGUAUCCACUGGUACCUUUGCAGUGGUGAGCCUGAUGACAGGCUCAGUGGUGGAACAGCUGGUGCCCACCCCUCUACAGCUCAACUCCUCCAGUCCAGAGGCUGCAGACUUUGAGGCCCAGAGGAUUGGGGUUGCCUCCGCUGUAGCCCUACUCUCAGGGAUCAUGAUGCUCUGUAUGUUUGGGCUACAGCUGGGUUUCCUCUCUACAUACCUGUCAGAGCCCAUCGUCAAGGCAUUCACCAGCGCUGCAGCCUUCCACGUCACCAUCUCACAGCUGCAAAGCAUGCUGGGACUGCGGCUCCCCCGCCACACCGGCCCCUUCUCACUCUUCAAGACCCUUGCGUCUGUCAUAGAGAACCUUCCCCAAACCAACAUGGCUGAGCUACUGACCUCCCUGGUGUGUCUGGCCAUCCUGGUACCGGUCAAAGAAGUCAACAUGAGAUUCCGACAGUACCUACGCACACCCAUCCCCGUAGAGAUCCUCACGGUGAUAAUAGCUACAGGAGUGGCCUAUGCUUCCUCUCUGGACUCAAACUAUGACGUUCAGAUAGUGGGACACAUUCCUGCAGGCUUCCCUAGUCCACGGAUGCCUGCCUUGCACAAGUUGCCUGAGAUCGCUGGAGACACGGUUGCCAUUACGUUCGUGGGUUAUGCUGUGUCCGUCUCACUGGCAAUGAUCUACGCAGACAAGCACGGCUACUCCAUCCAACCCAACCAGGAGCUCCUGGCCCAUGGUAUCUCCAACACAGUGUCGUCUCUCUUCACCUGUUUCCCCAGCUCAGCCACUCUGGCCACCACCAACAUCCUGGAGAGUUCUGGGGGAUUCACACAGCUCUCUGGCUUGUUCACCAGUCUGGUGGUUCUGAUAGUUCUACUGCUGAUUGGACCUCUCUUCUACUUCCUGCCCAAGGCAGUGCUGGCCUGUAUCAAUGUCACCAGCCUCAGGCAGAUGUUUCUACAGUUCCAGGACCUUCCAGACCUCUGGCGAGUCAGCAAGAUUGACUUCGUAGUGUGGCUGGUGACUUGGCUGUCUGUUGUGGUCCUGAAUGUCGAUAUGGGUCUGGCUAUUGGAGUGGUCUUCUCGAUGAUGACAGUCAUCUGUCGCACACAGAGGGCUGGGUGUUCCGUGCUGGGCAGAGCGAGCAACACAGAGAUCUACAGACCUUUAGAGAACCACAACAAGUGCUAUGAAGUUCCAGGUGUAAAGAUCCUGACAUACAACGGGCCCAUCUACUACGGCAACCGCAGCUUCUUCAGAGAGGACAUGAGUCGUCUGCUGGGCCUCACCCCAGAGAGGAUCCGCAGUAGAGAGAAGGCCAGGAAGGCCCUGGAGAAGAGGGAAAGAGAGGCUGUCAGCACUGUGGAGAGAGGUGUCGCAAACACAUCAUUUUCAUCUGAGAAUGAGUUCUUUAAAUCUGAAACAGCUGAAAGUGAAGUCCAGGCAGUACUAAUAGAUUGCAGCAGUGUGAUUUUUGUCGAUGUUGCUGGAGCCAGACUCUUCAUACAGAUGUGUAUUGAAUGCCAGAAAGUUGGGGUUUGCAUAUAUUUGGCCAAUUGCAAUGAGAGUGUUCUGAGGAUCCUAACCUCCAGUGGACUGAUGAACUACAUGAACCCACAACACAUCUUUGUUACGGUCCACGAUGCUGUGAUGUACAUUCAACAACAGAAGGAGCAAACUCCAGAAAACACGACUACCGUUUGGGUGUGAGAUGGUUGGUCGGCCAUUUUACACGUCAAGAUGAACUGAUAUGCAGUAACAUGCACGAUACAGACCAGGGGGGAAAACAUCUCUCCCUCUACAAUCGCUGAACAUCAAGGUUUGUUCCUGGUCUAAGACAGGUGCAGUGCUGUGUUAAAUGUGUAUACUAGUAUGCCAUGGUUGGGCUUCAAGAAGGGAGCAGCGUAUUGUAGCAUUUCCGUAUGAAAUGAAGGGUCAAUCCCAGUAUUUUCAAUAAGUAUUUUGAAGGAACAAUACUGAAGAGACUUGCACAAGUGACCACAACGGUGGCAGAGCACGUAUGACACAUAAAGUACGCCUGCUACUCACUGGAAUCCAGGAGAAGAGGCCAAUGAGAGAAGUUUAUCUACUACAAUAACCCUAGUAAACACAAAUAUAUACAUUAUUUGAUUAUUAUCUGUUAAAACAUUGCUUAUUAUAUCUGAAUGCUGGAGAAAUAGUGGCCAACCAUUACUGGUAUUUGUUUUGUAAUUCUGUCAUACAAAAGUGAAUAUUAUUCCGAUGGAUAAAAUGCACUGAAUGCUUUUCUUAAAAGGGAGACAUGUAUAUUCACGUGAAAUAAUGCCUUAUGUGUUGUAAAUGUAUAUUUCUGUGUACUGUACAUUGUGUUUAUAAUGAAAUGCACUGCAGAAAAGGAGUGAAAUUACGUACAGAUACCUGUAUUGUCUGCAACUGUAAUGUCCUCCUGCAGUUUUUGUAAUACUUUUAUUGAGUUCUUUUACAAUAAACAUGCUCAAAAUGUA
Oncorhynchus nerka (sockeye salmon) is the source of this 3180-nucleotide messenger RNA. RefSeq names its product solute carrier family 26 member 10 (gene slc26a10). The coding region runs from base 236 to 2407 and encodes 723 amino acids. The record is from RefSeq and is a predicted model, not a curated record. NCBI's taxonomy places the organism in Eukaryota, Metazoa, Chordata, Actinopteri, Salmoniformes, Salmonidae. Gene Ontology annotation, molecular function: bicarbonate transmembrane transporter activity; sulfate transmembrane transporter activity; chloride transmembrane transporter activity. Gene Ontology annotation, biological process: transmembrane transport. The transcript has 18 exons. Gene Ontology annotation, cellular component: plasma membrane.